Messenger RNA from Helobdella robusta, 1020 nucleotides. RefSeq lists its product as hypothetical. Lineage: Eukaryota; Metazoa; Annelida; Clitellata; Rhynchobdellida; Glossiphoniidae. The transcript has 2 exons. The coding region runs from base 1 to 1020 and encodes 339 amino acids. The record is from RefSeq and is a predicted model, not a curated record.
AUGAAAGAAAAUAAAAUAAAUGUGAACAAUUCAUUUGAUGAAAUUAUCGAGUUUGUUGAGAACGAUAGAUCAGUUGGCAGCAGCAACAACAACAACAACAACUACAACAACAACUAUUUUUACACAAGCAUUUCUUUCAACAACAACAGCAGCAACACUAACUUCAACAGCAGUAACACACUCAACAAAUAUCCUUUCGUUUCAAACAGCACCACCAACAACAACAACACAAACAACAACAACACAAACAACAACACAAUGCAACAACAAAAACGUAAAACAAAACCCUACUGUACAACACGCAACCUUAAUCUAAUCUCACUAACAUUCGGGCUCGCGGCUGCGGGUUCUUUGAGUUUGGCCGCUUCCACAGACUUCUGGCUUUAUACCGAAGAACCGGUACGGGCCAUACCGGAAAAUGAAACGUUUGAUUAUCCGAAUCGACAACAGAAACAGCAUGAGCAGGAAAAGGAAAUGAGCUCGCAACAGCUUGAACAUAAACAGACUUUGUUGGAUAAGCCGAAGUUACCAGGCAUGCAUAACAAAUCUCAACAUUCGCAUGCUGAUGGUGUUGUUGCAAGACAGCACGAAACACAACAGCUUAAUAAUAGAUCUCGGGUCAGUCUACAACAAAAUCAUUCUCAACGACUAUAUACAAAAACAUUAAACAACAACAAAAGCAACGACAAUAACAUCGGCGUGGAAGUUAAAAACACGGUCGAUAUUAUGACCGACUACAACGACAAAAACAACAACGACAACAACAACGACAACAAUUACAACGAGUAUGAUCCUGAUGUAGAUAUCAACAAUAAUUCAGCUACAGAAAACGAAGAAGCUGAUGAUGAAGAAGAAGACGAUGACGAUGAUGACGAAGAAGAAGAUGACGACGACGAAGAUGAUGAUGAGAAUGAAGUUUCAAUCAUUCAAAUAAAAAUACAUAGUGGCCUUUGGAGAGCAUGCAUCAUACACGAUGACCCAGACACAUAUAGUUAUUGCGUGUUUAUUAAAAAGAUUUAA